Fonsecaea erecta is the source of this 684-nucleotide messenger RNA. RefSeq lists its product as hypothetical. Lineage: Eukaryota; Fungi; Ascomycota; Eurotiomycetes; Chaetothyriales; Herpotrichiellaceae. The coding region runs from base 1 to 684 and encodes 227 amino acids. Gene Ontology annotation, molecular function: chromatin binding. Gene Ontology annotation, biological process: negative regulation of transcription by RNA polymerase II; chromatin organization. Gene Ontology annotation, cellular component: pericentric heterochromatin. The transcript has a single exon. The record is from RefSeq and is a predicted model, not a curated record.
AUGACGAACAAACGUUCCCGCAGCGAGUCCAGCACGCACGGUUCUACACCUCGCAAGCGCCCCGAGCGCCGCUCAGAGAAUCCCGCCUCGCCUGAAGUGCCGGGAAGCAUCUUGUCCGCAUCGGACGAGUCGAUCGACGAGUCAGAGAGACUCUGGCCCGUCGAGAAACUCCGGAAUCACCGUGGCAAGCGGAACAAGUAUCAGUAUCUGGUCCAGUGGGCCCCGAACCCCGACACCGCGGAGACCUAUGACCCGACCUGGGAGCCGGAAGAAAACAUUGCAGAUGACUUGAUCCAGCCCUACUGGGCGGAAAAGAAGGCAAAGAAGCAGCAAAUCAAAGAGAGGAAGAAGAGCAGAAAGAGUCAAAAGCAAGCAGAGAGGGAGAGGAAAUCGGAGAACAACACGCCCUCCAGACGUUCGGAGCAAGAAAAAGAUGCCAAUGAACAGCCCGACAAUCCGUCACCAGGACAGGCAGCAACCCACCCGCAGGACUGUAGCAAAGCCAAGGUCGAUCUCAUCUUAUCCUCGAGGACUGGGUUUUGGGACGAGGCUGAUGACUCCUCAGACCACUGGUUUCCGCCGACACCAACCCCGGCGGGAAGAGUCCACGUCUCAGCCGACGUCCAAGCCAGCCCUGAGUGGGAGGCUCUGGUGGAAUUCGAGCCCGACUCUCUUCUAGAGUGA